Messenger RNA from Solanum verrucosum, 1590 nucleotides. RefSeq lists its product as uncharacterized. The coding region runs from base 1 to 1590 and encodes 529 amino acids. Lineage: Eukaryota; Viridiplantae; Streptophyta; Magnoliopsida; Solanales; Solanaceae. The transcript has 2 exons. The record is from RefSeq and is a predicted model, not a curated record.
AUGGGAUCGGAAAACUAUGGUUUAAGGAGACGCUCCAUGACAAUUGCGUUGCAAGCUAAACGAAAAUUAGGUUUUGUUACAGGCACUUGCCAGAAGGAUCAAUUCAGUGAUGAAUUGCAUGAAGAUUGGGAAACCUGCAAUGCAAUCGUAUUAUCAUGGAUCAUGAACACCGUCUCUCCUUCUCUCCUCAGUGGAAUUGUGUAUUCAUCUAAUUCUCAUCUCGUCUGGGAAGACCUCAAAGAGCGAUUUGACAAAGUGAACAGAGUUUGGAUUUUUCAAUUGCACAGGGAAAUUGCUACACUAUCGCAGGGAACUGAUUCUAUUGUUGUAUAUUUCACCAAAUUGAGGGAGCUCUGGGCUGAGUACGAUGCCUUAGUUCCUACACCUGGAUGUGAUUGUGUAAAAUCGAGGGAAUACAUAGAGCAUUUGCAGAGGCAAAGGUUACUCCAAUUUCUUAGCGGUUUGAAUGAAUCGUAUGAACAGGUACGUCGUCAAUUGUUGUUGAAAACCAUAGAGCCUUCCUUAAACCAAGCUUAUGCCAUGCUUAGUGAAGAUGAGAGUCAGAGAUCUAGUCCAUUCCCAGCGUUACCAGGUAAGGGAGAACCACUGGCUAUGCAGUUCAAUAGAAAUCCUGCCUAUAAAGGAAAAAAACCAUUUAUCAGAUGUGAUUAUUAUGGUAAAGGUGGCCAUGUUCAAGGCGAUUGUUAUUGGUUGGUAGGGCGUCCUGGUCAGUCUGAUGACUCAAAGAAGAGCUUCACUGAUGAAGUUAGGAAGAAGCAAUAUCCUCCAAAUGUUGAUAAAAAACCUUACCCCCAACAAUUUGAUAAGAAGCCAUUUAAUCCGCGUUUUGAUAAGCAACGUAAUUUCUCAGCUAACAAUGUUACGAAUGAUCAUCGAAGAUCUGAAGUUGAUGAAUAUACAGGGUCUAGUAAAGGUGCAUCUGUAGAUGACCAAUACAAGUAUCUCCAGCAAUCAUAUGGGAGGAAUGGACCUAAGUUCUCUGAUGAGCAGUACAGACAGAUGCAAGAGCUCUUGAAUGAGAGAAAUGAUCAUUUUUCUGAUCAUCACAUCAACUUAGCAGGUACUGUUACUUCUUUGCUAACUGAAUUUGGAUCUCCAACUUGGAUCAUAGAUUCCGGAGCUACUCAUCAUAUAGCAUCUUCAAUCCAUAUGUUGCAAGAUGUAGUUGAACUUUCCCGAUCUAGUAAUGAGCCGGUUCAUAUGCCAAAUAGAGGGAUUGCUGAUAUAACUCACAUAGGUUCUGCAGAUGUUUUAGCAGAUUUGAGAGUGGAUAAUGAUCUUUACAAUGGCAGGGUGAGGGGGAUUGGUAAAGAAGUGGGAGGUCUUUACAUUGUCAAGCAAAUUUUCAAGGAUACAUGUUUCAUUAAUGGUGCACUAAGACCAUCAUUGUCAGCAGACCAGUCAAGAGCUACUGAGUUGUGGCAUCAAAGACUAGGUCAUCCUUCUUUACAUGCUAUGCACAAGCUUGGUUUAGUUCACCAGAAUUCCUCAGAUAUUAUUGCAACUGCAGAUUGUCCUAUUUGCACUACAAGAAAAACAGCCUCUAAGGAAGGGAAAUAUGGUCCCUGA